Messenger RNA from Hippopotamus amphibius kiboko, 2330 nucleotides. RefSeq names its product transmembrane protein 187 (gene TMEM187). Lineage: Eukaryota; Metazoa; Chordata; Mammalia; Artiodactyla; Hippopotamidae. The transcript has 2 exons. Bases 805 to 1605 code for a protein of 266 amino acids. The record is from RefSeq and is a predicted model, not a curated record. Gene Ontology annotation, cellular component: transport vesicle.
UUAACUAGCAGUGGGGACAGGGCACAAGCUGCUGAGGGUGGCUGACGGGAGACAGUAGAAUCAGGCCUCAGACUGGGGGGCGGGCGUUUUCCCGCUGCGCACACCGAGCUGCCUCAGGAGAGGUGGCCCGAAGCCCGCCGCGGGGGGAGCCGGAGGCGGGGCGAGAGUGGGCGGUAACGCGGCCUGGCGCGCGACGCCGGAGGUGGAGCCCUCCCAGGCUCCCAGGCCUGCCGCCCCGCCCACGGGCGGGGGCGCUGCCGCGACCGCCGGCGCCCCGAGGAAAUGAGCCGGGCCGCCGCGCGCCGGGCCGCCCCCCGCCCCUCCGGCUGCCGGGCGGGCAGCCAGACUGGCGGCGCCUGAGGCGAGCGGCCGGGCACGGGAGAGGUCCGCGUCGCCCCGCGUCACCUCGCGUCACCCCGCCCCGCCUGCUUCCCAGAGCCCUGAGCCCCGCCCCGCGCGCAGGCGCACGGCGGCCUUUCGGGUCCGCCCUUUUUCGAGAUUUGAAUUUCCCCCUGCAAAGCGAGAGAAGCAAAAUACCCGGAUGGUGAUCGCUGGCCUUUUCGCGCCAAUGCUGUAAGUUCUCACAACAACCUUGAGAGGAAAAAGGCAGAACGGUCCUCCAGUGGUGCCAACCAAUCAGCAGACCCCCCACCUCCACUCAGGGCAAGGUCGCAGCAUCUGCGUCGGAAAUCACGGGGACUUCUUCCUGCUGGCUCAGCUGGGAGGCCAAGGAGUGUUUUGCACAAAACCUGUUUGUCUGAAUUCUGAAAUAACAGCAGAGGCGGCUGCUGUCUAGGGUUCCAGAUGAAGCCCGAGUCAGGGCAGGCGCUCUUCCACGUGGCCCUGGUCAGCUGCCUCUGCGCGGCCACCGUCCACAUGGGUGUUUUCUCAGGUGUCUCUGUCCAAGUGGGCUAUGAGCACUACGCUGAAGUGCCAGUUGCGAGCCUCCCUGCCUUCCUGGCCAUGCCCUUCAACUCGCUCGUUAAUGUAGCCUACGUGCUCCUGGGGAUAUACUGGCUGCAGAGGAAGGCCAGCGCCCCCGGGGGCCCCGCAGAGGCGCAGAGGGCUCACUACCUGAAGGACAUCUUCGCGGGCAUGGCCCUGGUCUAUGGCCCAGUUCAGUGGCUGCGCAUCGGGAUGCAGACGCACCCCACCGCUGUGCUGGACCAGUGGCUCACCUUGCCCAUCUUUGCGUGGCCGGUGGCCUGGUGCCUGUGCCUGGACAGGGGCUGGAAGCCCUGGCUGUUCCUGGCCGUCGAAGGUCUCUCCCUGUGCAGUUACAGCCUGGCCCUGCUGCACCCCCGUGGGUUUGAGUUGGCCCUGGGCAUGCACAUCACAGCCGCUGUGGGCCAGGCCCUGUGCACCCAGGGGCGCCACGGCAGUGCUUCCUCGGGAACGUACUUGGCUCUGGGCAUGCUCUCCUGCCUCGGCUUUGUGGUCCUCAAGCUGUGUGACCGUGAGCUCGCACAGUGGCGUCUCUUCCAGUGGCUCACGGGCCACUUCUGGUCCAAAGUCUGUGAUGUGCUCCAGUUCCACUUUGCCUUCUUGUUCCUGACCAACUUAAACACCUGCCAAAGACGCCCUCCUGCGGGGAAGAUGCAUUAAAGUGUGGAGAAAAGGUGCUUACGGCCACUGACCCCCCCAAUGUCAAAAUGCGCUAUCCAGCGGUACAGCUCUUUCAGAAUUUGUCUAGCAGGUUUCCUGGUCCACACUGGAAAACCCUAAUUAAAAAAAGAAAGAAAAAAAAGCAUUGUCCGAUGGCACUCUGUCAUCAGUGUUCAGUGUCCUGGGUGCAGUGAGAGAUGAUGAUUACAUAGACAAGUGUCCCUUCCUUUGAAGUUGGGCUUCAGUAUUACAGAUAUAAAUAUUCAAUAUUAUGAAAUGUUAUGCUGUCUACAACUUCCUUUCAAAGGGUUAAAGCAAAUAUCUAGGGGCCGGGGGUGUGGGGGUCCAUUUUACUAUUCUUGUAAUUUUUCUGUAGUUUGAAAUUUUUCACAAUAAAAUGUUGGGGGGAAAUGACCCCAAGAAACCCAUGAGACUUGCAGUUGGACAGAGAGUGGUUGUCUGCUUCAGGAUGUUGGCGACAAGCAUGGGCUGGUGACAGUGGGGCAGGCCAGGCCCUGGGGUUACCAGUGAGCCUCCCCAGAGGUAUCUGGCGUCAGGGAGACUGAGUCAUGUUAAACGCACGUGCCUAGCAGACCGAUGGGGAAGUCCAAAGGCCAGAGCACUAACUCAUUGUGACAUCUGCGACUGUCAAGCUGACAGCAGGUCACAUGGAAGCCAAGUCACCUCAGAUCCUUUGUAGAACAAGGCAGGGUACAGCUAGAUGA